AUGACCACUACCGAGGCAACUGCGACUAAGCGACCCUCGUCCGAGGAGCUUACGGAGGCUACCUCUCCUAAGAAGCAGAAGACGACGACGACUGAGCAAGCCACCACUGGCCCUGCUGUUGCUGAUGUGAAGCGCCAGGUCGAAUAUUAUUUCUCCGACGAUAAUCUCAGACACGACGCCUUCUUUCACAGGAAGAUUUCGGAGGACCCUGAGGGUUGGCUGCCUGCUGAUCUCGUUCUCUCAUGCAACAAGAUGAAGCAGAUGCAUUGCACCGCUGAGAACAUCGAGCAUGCUUUGGCGGAGGGCUCCCACCUCGAGCUCAAGAAGGACAACGACAAAUUGUUCAUCCGUAGAACAACUCCUCUCCCUACGUUGAGUGCUCCCAAGGGCAAGAAAGGACCGGCCGGUCGCUCCCAGCUUAAAAAUGUUACCGUACAUGAUGGUGGCGUUGUCGUGGCAGUGAGGGACAUUCCUGAGGAGGUAGAAUGGCCUAACAUUAAGAAAUCCCUUGAGGAGAUCGUGAAGGAUAAGGUUGAUGACCAUGAAGGAAAUGUGGUUACCUUUGCUACCUCUGUUGAUAAGGAUAAGCGAUCUUGUUACGUCCUUAUGAAGCCUUUCGAUGACGACGUGCAGUUCUUCAGUGACCUCAAAUUCAAGGUGACUCCCUUCGCCGAUAAGGCGGCCGAGGCUGCUGCCUCUAAGGCUGGAGAGGAGAAGCCUGAGGGUGAGAAGGCUGAAGCGAGCGCCUCUACUGAGGAGACUCCCAAGGAAUUCGAGCUCAAGACCGAUGUCGUCUACGGCAUCGCAUUGAAGGAUGCUCUGAAGCGUCUCCCGGCUCAUGUGCUCCGCAAGAGGGAGUCUCGUGCUAAGGACCGUGCGCGAUCCCGCAACAAGCCUAUCAUGCUCGGAACUCAGCGCUAUAACAAUGUCCAGACCGCGAACAAUCGCGUGAGGGACGUGCUCAGGAGCCGCAAGGCUGGCCAAGAGCUGAAGCAGGGCACUCCUGAUUACGAGCUCAUCGAAGCGGUCCUCAAGUUCCACCCUUCGGCGGAGCGUAAGCUUGCUGGGAUGACGGGCAUCAAGGUAGACGUCAGUCCCUAUGGAGAAACUCACUGCUUCUAUGUUAUGAGAGAGAAUGGCGAGUCUGAGGAUAUCUCGGUGGUGAAGUGUUUUAACAACAUGCAACAGAACCCUCCUUAUCUCAAGGAAGAUGAAGCCGCUGUGAAGAAGGAAGCCGCGCCCGCCGAGGAGAAGUCAUCUUAGGCUGGUUGAGAGAAAAAUGCUCCUGGUAUUGCCCGAGCAGAAUGCGUCACCUCUUUACCAAGCAGUUGUGGUUGCUCGUCUAGAUUAACGUCUCUGAGGACGUCCGGUUACUCUUCUAUACGUACGUAUCUG
Molecule: messenger RNA, 1395 nt
Organism: Perkinsus marinus ATCC 50983
Lineage: Eukaryota; Perkinsozoa; Perkinsida; Perkinsidae
Product: lupus la ribonucleoprotein, putative
Exons: 10
Coding region: 1-1263 (420 amino acids)
Biological process (GO): RNA processing
Cellular component (GO): nucleus
Molecular function (GO): mRNA binding
Source: RefSeq, a predicted model, not a curated record